Equus quagga is the source of this 1473-nucleotide messenger RNA. RefSeq names its product mesothelin (gene MSLN). The transcript has 12 exons. The record is from RefSeq and is a predicted model, not a curated record. Gene Ontology annotation, cellular component: cell surface. Bases 133 to 1359 code for a protein of 408 amino acids. Lineage: Eukaryota; Metazoa; Chordata; Mammalia; Perissodactyla; Equidae. Gene Ontology annotation, biological process: cell-matrix adhesion.
GCCCCUUGACCACCCCACUUCCCAGCUGGGGAAACCGAGGCAAAGGAGGCUCAGAAAGGCCUGAGGUUGGCAGGGAAUGUGGUCUGACUUCAUCGUCCAUCACUUGAGGGCCAGACUUUGGGAACUGAGAUCAUGGCCUUGCAGACUGCUCAACGCCCCCUGGGGUCCUGUGGGACCCCCACCCAUGGCAGCCUCCUGCUCUUGCUUCUCAGCCUUGGGUGGCUGCCACCUCCCGGGGCCCAGGCUGCAGACACAGGACUGGGCUUCGUGACCCCCUGGCUGCAACGCCCCACCCGGGACCCGUCCUGGCAGCAGCCUGAGCUGACUGUCGUCCUCCAGAGGGCCCAGCGGAGCACAAAGACGAAGGUUUGCGCCCUGAGCCAGAAGGCUUGCCCCCCGGAGCGGAAGGCCACUGUGGUGGAUGAAAACCUGGUCUUCUACGAGGAGUGGGAACUGGAGGCCUGUGUGGACGCGGCCCUGCUGGACACUCAGAUGGACCGAGUGAACGCGAUACCCUUCACCCACCAGCAGCUCGAAAUUUUUAGAUGCAAAUUGAACCAGUUCUACCCACAGGGGUACCCCGAGUCCCUGAUCCGGCGCCUACGGUACUUCUUCUAUGCGGUCACCCCUGAAGACAUCUACAAGUGGAAUGUGACAUCCCCGGAGAUUGUGAAAUAUCUGCUUAAAAUCAGCGAGGGGCGCAGAAUGGAUGCUCAGGUGGCUGUCCUGAUUGCCCGCUACCUGGUGGGAGGGGGCCAGAUGGACAAGGCCACCCUGGACACGCUGGCUGCCUUCCGUCCCACCUACUUGUGCCUCCUCAGUCCCGAGCAGCUGGACUCCAUGCCACACAACGUUGUUUGGGCGGCCGGGCCCCAGGACCUGGACACGUGCCGCCCACCUCAGAUGGACGCCCUCUAUUCCAAGGCCCGUAUCGCCUUCCAGAACAUGAGCGGGUCUGAGUACUUUGCGAGGAUCAAGCCCUACCUGGGUGGAGCCCCCACCGAGGACCUGCAGGCCCUUAGUCGGCAGAACAUACACAUGGACAUGGCCACCUUCAAGAAGCUGCGGACAGAAGCUGUGCUGCCGCUGACCAUUGCCGAGGUGCAAAAACUUCUGGGUCAGAACCUGGCGGGCCUGAAGGCUGAGGAAGGCAACAGCCCCGUGCGGGACUGGAUCCUCCGGCAGCCGCAGGACGACCUGAACAGUCUGGGUCUGGGUCUCCGCGGCGGCAUCCCCAACGGCUACCUGGUCCUGGACCUCAGCUUCCGAGAGGCCCUCUCGGGGGGCCCCCACCUCCUUGGACCUGGACCUGGGCUCACUGUGAUCCUGACUCUGCUCCUGGCUGUGAUCCUGAACUGAGCCCACGGCUCCGGAUGCCCCGGGACCCCCGCCCUGUGGUGGAGCAGGCUGGAGCUGUCUCUGUCCGACCCUGAGGGUACUGGAGCCCAAUAAAAGAGGACGCGUCCCCCUCUG